Molecule: messenger RNA, 879 nt
Organism: Hirsutella rhossiliensis
Lineage: Eukaryota; Fungi; Ascomycota; Sordariomycetes; Hypocreales; Ophiocordycipitaceae
Exons: 3
Coding region: 1-879 (292 amino acids)
Source: RefSeq, a predicted model, not a curated record
AUGACCAUCCAAGACUCGGUCUUCAAGGUCAAACAUGGCAUCAUCAUGCACAUGUUCUCUCUGGACCCGACCUUCUUGCCCACCCAACGCUACGGCAACCUGCAGAGCCCACAGUUCGCCAGUGAAUCACUCAAUGCCUCCACAAUAGCAACCGCCAAUCUGGACCUCUCUGCAUCCCGAGGGAGCAGGUCCAGGUUGGAGCACACGUGCGCCGUCUACGGCGAGAGCAAGGACCCGACCAAGGCCAGGUUCGUGCGCAGGAGGAUAGGACUGGAUGAGCCCCCGGGGCCGGUCCUGGUCCUGUGCAAGUACAGGAGCCCGGACGUCAUCUUCGAGUCGAUCAUGUCGAGUUUGAACAAGUUCAUCAACUCGGUCAGAAGCGCGUACGAGACCAUGUCGGAUUUCGACCUCGCGUCCAUGAUGGAGGGCGUCGGGGCGUCGGGGGUCAUCGACGAGCGCAACUACGACAGGGGGGAGUCGGGCACGAACUGGUACCACCCCGAGACCGCGCCCGAGCAGACCGAGACGAAUGCGAAGAUGUUCGCGAAUCCGUUCGCCCCGGCGCCGAGAAACAACAGCGGGAACAGCAACGGGAACGGGGGUGGUGGCGGUGACGGGUCGGGAGGGGGCUCCGGCCAGAGCGAGGGCAGAGCGAGGGCAGAGCGAGGGCAGAGCGAGGGGAGGGGGCGCGGGUUUGACGGUCCGGUCGGGGCCCUGAAGAGGAGCCAGUCGGGGCAGUUGCUGGACUCCACGGGCAAGGGCGUCUCGCAGCAGGUUCAGGUCCGUCAUCGCGAUCACACAGUGGGAACCAGCAACUGGACGACAUAUCAUCCUCACCUCUUACCCAACCUUGGUCUCGAGCUUGAGCGAAUCCAAUGA